This is a messenger RNA of Saccoglossus kowalevskii, 2049 nucleotides long. RefSeq names its product prominin-1-A-like. Lineage: Eukaryota; Metazoa; Hemichordata; Enteropneusta; Harrimaniidae. The record is from RefSeq and is a predicted model, not a curated record. Gene Ontology annotation, cellular component: membrane.
AUGGAGACCAGAACUUUAUUAAUACUGGUUGUAACGUUAGCUGUCUGUGUCUGUUAUACUUCGGCUGUAAACAGGAUAACAACAGACGGAGUUAUAAUAUUCGACGAUCUUCCAGAUGGAGCCGGAUAUGAAACAGAAACAACUGUCCAAGAAGAUGGUCUACAAAUAUUCAUUGAGAUUGCGAGAAGUUUUAUCAGUGCUGUACAACGCAGACCGGUUCCUUACACAAUGUACAGAAUGCAGUCAGCAUUGCAAGCUGUGCAAUAUGCAGCAGAUGAACUUCUAACAAGAACAUCGUUAUUAGAAACAGAGUUACUGAAUGUGAAAACUGAUCUAAAUGAUACAUUAACAUCUGCGGCAUGUGAUAGUGAUACAGCAUGUACCAAUCUCCGAGACAACAUAGACAUCGAUGAACUCUCACCAGCAGCAGAUUUCUCCACAAUAGAUAUUGAUACAGAAUUGGACAAAGUGAAUGAUGCCUUAGUAACAAACGUCACAUCACUUGCUCUACAGGCUCGUAAACAAUUUGAUGAUUUGCCAGAGACUGUUGUUAAUAAAAGUCAAGAUGCACUGACUGAUGUUAAGACAAUGCUAGCAGAUUUUGAAGUACAAAUUAAAGACAUAGCUGCUUCCAUAGAGCAACCUAUGAAUCAGGUACAAGAUCAAAUGAGGAUUGAUGAUCAGCUUGGCAAUGUUUUCUAUUAUGCUGAGCAGUACAGCAAAUAUCUUUGGUACAUUGGUACGUGUUUAAUGGGGUUUGUGUUACUGAUUGUGACAUUUUACUUUAUGGGACUGUUAUGUGGUGUGUGUGGUCAUGAAAAAGAUGAGGCACCCACUGAAAGAGGAUGUAUGUCAAAUUGUGGAGGAACAAUGUUGAUGGGUGGUGUGGUAUUUUGUUUCAUCUUUGCACCUUUAUUGAUGCUUCUGACCACUAUAUCAUUCCUACUUGGUGGCAAUCUGCAAGAACUUUUAUGUGAACCUCUUGAAUCACAGGAUCUAGUAGACAGGAUUGUCGACUAUCCAUAUAUAUUGGAUUCCAAUGCUGAAUAUUUUCUGGGUGCAGCAGUAUUGGGAGAUGGCAGCAUACCAUUAACAGUUAAAAGAAUAUUAAGUGGUUGUCAGAAUGAUGGGGCUAUUUAUGAUGUAAUGAUGCUUGAAUACAAAGUGAAUAUAUCAGCACUAGUUGAUUACAGAUCAGAGUUUCCUGAGUUAGAGAAUUUGUUAAGUGGUGUGAAUGUGGAUAUGGCUGAUGUUGUCAUAUUGAGUGAUGAUACAAGAAGUUCUUUACAAGAUUUUAAUAAAACUGGCAUAACUGGUAUUGAUUUUGAUGGAUAUCUUGAUGAGAUAAGAAAAGGUAUAACAAAAGCUAACUUAGUAGAGAUUGCUGAUAAUAUUGAUACAGCUUCUGCAGCAGUUGGUGAUCCUACAUUACGGAGUGACUUACAGCAGCAUGCAUCUGAUCUGCGUGAUAUUCAAACAGACCAUGUGGAUGGAAUGGAAUCCUAUGUGGAUACAUUGGAAUCUAAAAUAAGUGACUUGAAAAUAGAAGCAGCAACACUACAGAGAGAUACUGGUGUUGUUUUAGAGACAGCAGAAACUGCUGAUACCUUUAUUCAUACAGUAGGACCUGUAAUUGUACAUUCUCUUUUACUUCAAUAUCAGAAUUUGGUGUUAGGUUAUGCUGAUCAGUAUGCAAAAUAUGUACUAGGCGUUGUAUCCAAUGAUCUUGGUGGUUGUUUACCAGUAUGGAAUUUAUAUAAAUCUAUGAAUAUUGUUAUCUGUAACUACGUUGUAGAUUCAUUUAAUUGUUUUUGGUUUUCUUUGGGUUGGGGUUUAUUUUUUUUCAUUCCUAGUAUUAUCUUUGCUGUUAAACUGUCAAAGCAUUAUCGAAGAAUGGAAUAUGAAGAAGGCUGUCUAGAUGAUACUGAUGAUGGUAAUGACCGUCGUGACACUUAUAGAAUGGCAGAGAUCCAGGCUGAUGGUCUUCCUUAUCAUGGUGGAAGUCCUGUAUAUCUGUUACCUAAGUUACCAGCAAGUCCAAAAACAUAG